AUGAUAAGACUUUUAAAAUUAUUUCUACUCAUCAAUUACUUAUUAUUAAUAUUCUUUAAACCAAAAUAUGGACAAAUGUUCGACUCUCAAAUGGAUCUAAGUGAAGUAAUGAAUGAAGCUCAAAGACGAUCAAGCAAAUUAACUUCUUCAGACACUAGUGAUUCAACUAGCAGUGAUGAUGAUAGUGAUCGUAUUUUUAAAUUUUAUACAGCACAUGGUAAAAGUGAUCGAAAAACGAAAUCAAAUGACUUUGCGCAUAAACGUUUUGAAGGUGACUUCUAUUCACGAGGCUAUUCAAGAUAUGGGGAUGUGGAUACAGAGUCGACAACAUUUAAAUAUGCUGGUAUUAUGCGAUCUAAUGGUAGAAAGAGAAGAACCUCCUCUGAUAGAGAUACAAUAGGCUCUUCAAAUAGAUAUAAUUAUAAAUAUUUUAAAGAUAAUUUUAAAAUUAAAGCAAAAUCAAGAAAUUAUCAAAGAGAAGAUGAUAGUGAAACAAUGGAAGCUCAAGGAGAGAAGACACGUCUCCAAGGAGAAAUGCAAGACUCAACUUCUCUUAAUGAGGAAGGGACUCGAAGCAAUGAAAAAGUUGUCGAAAAUGAAAGAAAAGAUGUGCUGAUCAAGGAAGACUCAGAGGAUUCUGAAAAGAAUGGAGGCAUACCAAGAUUUCCGACACUUAUACCAAAUCGGAAUCAAGAAUAG
This is a messenger RNA of Trichobilharzia szidati, 699 nucleotides long. The record is from the annotation of a GenBank genome assembly. NCBI's taxonomy places the organism in Eukaryota, Metazoa, Platyhelminthes, Trematoda, Strigeidida, Schistosomatidae.